UCACCAUGGGUUCCUGCCUCUGCACAAGCCACAAAGAGCUCCAGGGUGGCCAGCUGUAUCCCAUGGGAGAGCUGCAGUCCUGUUCGGAAGGCCAGCCCAUUAACAAGGGUAUUCAUCAGCCGUACAAUGGAGGCUUUGCUGACAAGAAGAACGGCAGUGGUUAUAACAUCGGAGAGCUGGCCACGUCUUCUCUUCAGGGCCUGGUGGCCACCAUCAAGGAGCACAUCACCAAGCCCACGGCGAUGGCCCAGGGCCGCGUGGCGCACCUGAUCGAGUGGAAGGGCUGGGGGGGUGACCGAGGCGGCGGGGACAGCUGGUGCGGCUGGAACCAGCCUGGAGGGGUGGGGGCCGCCCUUCACGAGGACCAGCAGCUCUACUCUCACCUCACGGAUGAGAUCAAGGAAGCUCGCUUUGCCGCAGGGGUGGCUGAACAGUUUGCGCUGGCCGAGGCUGCCAUGAACGUCUGGUCUCCCCACGUCAUCUCAGAUCAGCCGUCGACGGCCGAGACCGUCGCGCUGCAUGGUGCGGAGGGACUGUAUCUGUCCCAGUUCCUGCUUGAUGGUGGCAGUGUGGGGGUACCCCAGCACCUCUACAGUGUGCAUGUGGAGCCCAGUCCAGAUGCCCAGUCCCUGAUGCUCCAGCUCCCCAACCCUCGUACCCAGUCCUCCUCUCCUGGCUCCCCUCGCCAACAGGAGACUCAGCCCCCCUCCCGAGGUUCCCGAGACCUGAGGACCCCGCAGACAGACGACGCCGUACACGCAGACAGCGCCUCCCUGUCCGAGGAUGAGGUUUUCUACAACUAGGAACCGGACCUGGAAACGAGAGAAAGCUUGUCACUGCGCAGUUGCAGUACGUCCGGUUGAGAGGACCAAAGACUUUUUUGGACCGAGGUGGUUGACAGGAGUAGGGGAUGGUGUGUUUCCUCAUUGAUCUCUGAGGUGGCUUACAUGGCUUUGAGGCUAUAUACACCAUCAGGUCAGUGUGUCCAGUGACCAAGAAUGGGUGACGAAAUGCGAAAGGCAUUCAUUUUGUCCGUGUGUGCCAAACCGCUUUCUGAAUAACGUCCUUGGCAAUGUUUUUUGUACAUCGCUGUUCUAACUUCUGUUAAAUCCAUAUUCACGAUGGGACUCUGAAUGUCUUUUUUUACUGAUUCUAUGACAGGAUGGAAAAUACUGGUAAAAACAUAUC
Engraulis encrasicolus (European anchovy) is the source of this 1188-nucleotide messenger RNA. It is a transcript of the gene fam131c, whose product is annotated as family with sequence similarity 131 member C. The record is from RefSeq and is a predicted model, not a curated record. Bases 6 to 803 code for a protein of 265 amino acids. NCBI's taxonomy places the organism in Eukaryota, Metazoa, Chordata, Actinopteri, Clupeiformes, Engraulidae. The transcript is spliced from 6 exons.